AUGGAAUCCGACAGCAAGCGAGCAGUACUAAACGCAAUUCCAACAGGAUUCCAACCAGAGGACCCAUCGAAUGACAUUUUCGAGACGAUUGUCGCCAGAAAUAGUAUGGGAGAGGCCUUAAACUGUUAUCAUAUAACCACAGCUGAAGUCGACCGACGUUCGAAUGGAGUGGAGAGGCUCAAUAGUUCCAGCUUGGCGACCACUCUGAGAAGAACAAAGCAAAAAAAUGGUGGGGAGACGAUGCGGCGUCAGAUGAAGGAGAAAGAGAUCCCAGUGAAUCUUUACCACCGACAAGAAGUGUUCCCCAACAAGAUCAUUGCGUUGUCCGAAGCAGAAGCCGUCCAUAUGGCCAAAGAUUUGGAGAAAAUAGUGAAAGACGAUUAUCCAGUGAAAGAGAUCGCAAGGGAAGUCGCAAAUGAGGUGAUGGAGGAUGGCUCGGUGGAUAUUGAACAAUUUUUUAAUGCGGACGGAUUCAAGGAAUGCAUGGAAGCACUCGGAGGCGUACUGUCUGCAGUGGUACCACCAAUCACUGGAAUUUGUGCAAAGGCGUCGAAAAAUGAGGAAUUGAAUCUUGGAAUGGAGAAUUUUUCCCAGGCAACUCAUGGAUUCGGGAUAGUGGUUCAACCGAUAUGGAUGCGGGCGUUGACAGAGAUUGGAGAGGGAAUUAGUAAGAUUGUCAAAGAUGAGAUAGGGGUGACAGAGGAAGUGGUGAGCACAGAGACACCAAAAAUUGCUGAGCAGGCGCCAAAAAUUGCGGAGGAGAAGGCAACGAAUAUCGCAGACGGAGCAGAGGCGGAAUCGGAGGAGACUGUGGUGGUGGUUGAUUAA
Messenger RNA from Caenorhabditis remanei, 828 nucleotides. RefSeq lists its product as uncharacterized. Bases 1 to 828 code for a protein of 275 amino acids. Gene Ontology annotation, biological process: anatomical structure development; regulation of transcription by RNA polymerase II; regulation of cell population proliferation. The record is from RefSeq and is a predicted model, not a curated record. Gene Ontology annotation, cellular component: nucleus. The transcript has 3 exons. Gene Ontology annotation, molecular function: RNA polymerase II transcription regulatory region sequence-specific DNA binding; DNA-binding transcription factor activity, RNA polymerase II-specific. NCBI's taxonomy places the organism in Eukaryota, Metazoa, Nematoda, Chromadorea, Rhabditida, Rhabditidae.